AGUGAUUGCACUAUGCCACACACACUUGAAGCUCAGUCUCCCUUGGAGACAGUGGCAGCGCUGGAUCACGGCAUGACAGGGAAACAGUAGAGUCUCCACUUCACUUUCACUGAGCUAUCUCCACUGAGCUGUGUCACUACCCAGUCAGUCAGUCAGACAGAGAGAGAGACAGCGAGAGAGACAGAGCACCCGUAACAGUAAACAUUGAGAACGCUAAGCUGAAGAGUAACAGAGUCAGGACUGGAGUGCUGGGAAGAAGACAGAAGAGUUUGACAGAGAGCUGGGGAAGUGGGGCAAUCAAGAGGGUGAAGAAGAAGCGGUGGAGUCUGGAAUCUGAGGAUGCGCGGAGCUAGCAGGAGGAGCUGCUGAGUGUGCAGCAGCAGCCAGGGCGCACGCACGCACACACACACAAACACACACACACACACACACACUUCUCAGGGAAGGACAGUGUGUUGUGCCCCCAGUGGAGGAUGAAGAAGCACUCAGCCCGGGUGGCUCCUCUCAGCUCGUACAGCACUCAGGUCCUGACCUGCCCCAUCUCUGAAGGAGGGGAUGGUUCAGAGUCUCAGGCAGACACACCAGGCAGUGAGACCAGCGAAGAGAGCCGCUCCUAUCAGGCAUGUACCAACACAGCUCUGAAGGUGCUGGGUGGUCUGCUGCUGGUGCUGGGUGUCUCCUCUUCCUGGGUGGGUACCACUCAGGUGGUUAAACUGACCUUCCAGUCCUUCUCCUGUCCCUUCUUCAUCUCCUGGUUCAGCAGCAACUGGAACAUCCUCUUCUUCCCAAUCUACUACUCGGGACUCGUUGUUACCACACGGGAGAAGCAGACUCCCAUACAGAAAUUCAGGGAGUGCAGCAAGCUCUUUGGGGAGGAUGGGAUGACUCUCAAGCUUUUCGUAAAGAGAACAGCACCCUUCUCAAUCCUCUGGACACUGACCAACUACCUGUACCUCAUGGCUUUGAAGAAACUCACCGCCACGGAUGUCUCUGCCCUCUACUGCUGCCACAAAGCUUUUGUUUUUCUCUUGUCCUGGAUUGUUCUCAAGGACCGUUUUAUGGGUGUUCGGAUAGUGGCCGCCAUCAUGGCCAUCACAGGAAUUGUCAUGAUGGCUUAUGCGGACGGUUUCCAUGGCGAUUCCUUUGUGGGCGUGGCAUUGGCGGUGGGCUCAGCCUCCACAUCAGCUCUCUACAAGGUGCUGUUCAAGAUGUUCCUGGGCAGUGCCAGCCUUGGCGAAGUGGCCCACUUCCUUUCAACCAUGGGCUUCUUCAACCUCAUCUUCAUCUCCUGUGUGCCCCUCAUCCUCUACUUCACCAAGGUAGAGCACUGGGGCUCACUGUCCUCACUGCCAUGGGGGUACCUGUGUGGAAUGGCAGGAUUGUGGCUGGUGUUCAACAUCUUGGUCCAUGUUGGUGUUGUGCUGACGUACCCCAUUCUCAUCUCCAUAGGGACACUGCUCAGUGUGCCAGGCAAUGCAGCUGUAGAUGUUUUGAAACAUGAGGUGAUCUUCAGUGUGGUGCGCCUGUCAGCCACUUGCAUCAUCUGCCUGGGCUUCUUGCUCCUGCUGCUGCCAGAGGAGUGGGACUCAGUCACGCUGCGUUUCCUGGCCAACAUUGCAGACAAGAAGUCGGAGGAACAUGGCGAGGAACUCACAGAAUCCAGCGUCCAAACUCGAAGUCGCAGUCGAGCAAAUGGCACUGUCUCCAUUCCCUUGGCAUGACAUGGCUGAGCUCUGCUAGAAGCUUCUGCUAACCAGUCUUAAAGCCCUCUGCUCAUGUUCCUCCCUGACUUUGUGGCGGGAGGUUCGGUCCACAUGGACUCUCGCCUGUCAGGAAGACAGGAAGUAUUGUCUUGAACUUCCAUCUGGAGAAGGAUUGUUGCAUCUUUGUCUCCAUCACUGCAGGAGGGAAUGAAGAACAUUCAUGAUUUUUGCUAAUUGAAAGGGUGGAAAGUGUAAUUUACUUUCUUGAAAUACUUGCCACGCUCACUUUUGUUCCUCGCACGCACCCAAACCAAGCGCUGACUGGCGUCACCUGACCUGCUCUGCGGACUGUAUUCUGUGAAUAUAAAUAUUGGCAGGGCCAAUUUGGCUCAAUCUUAUGUGUAUUUACAUUAUUUGUUUAGAGCUGUAUCAAUAAGAGUAUUAUUUUAAGUCUUAUUGAAUAGUAUUAUAUACAAGAAUGGCAAUUAUACUUUGUGUAAUGUACAGGCUCUUUUGGUUUUAUAAUUAAAGACUUAAAACUCAUAAUUAUAACAGUAUAUUGCUUGUUUAACUAAGGACCACAUGAAUGUGGCUAAUUCCUGAGUUUCUAAGAAUAUAUUAAAACAGCUUUCAUUUUCUCAGUAAAGUGCUGUCUAAGUCAGCACUGACAAGGAUGCAUACAACGCUUGCAAAGCUUCAAAAACACCCCUAAAUAAAUUCCCAUUAGAAAUUUG
Messenger RNA from Etheostoma cragini (Arkansas darter), 2437 nucleotides. It is a transcript of the gene slc35f4, whose product is annotated as solute carrier family 35 member F4. The coding region runs from base 474 to 1721 and encodes 415 amino acids. The transcript is spliced from 7 exons. The record is from RefSeq and is a predicted model, not a curated record. Lineage: Eukaryota; Metazoa; Chordata; Actinopteri; Perciformes; Percidae. Gene Ontology annotation, cellular component: membrane.